GGGGCAGUGCGCGUGAGUGAGAGCAGCGAGGAUCGCGGAGACUGCGCCGGCUGAGAGUUAGGAAACGUGGCCUUAAGAGAGAUUCCAGCUCAGCUCAAUGAGAAGCGCACUCAGCGGACACUCUCAGCGCAUCUGUAUUUCAGGCUCGCGGUGUUUAAAGGCGCGGAAACAUGGCUGAUGUGGAGCAGAACGCAGCCGGUAACGGGUCGGAUGCGGUGAACGGGACCGCGGUCCGCUUCGUGUCCAGCGCCGAGGGCACAGCGCUGGCGUACGGCAGCCUGCUGCUCAUGGCCCUGCUGCCCAUCUUCUUCGGAGCGCUCAAGUCCGUGGGCUGCUCCAAGAGCAAGAGUGCUUCAGAUAUGCCCGAGACCAUCACAAUAAUUUUCUCGCAAGAGUACAUUAACUUGCUGUUAUCCAUGUAUUUCUUCGUGCUGGGAAUAUUAGCGCUGUCUCACACAAUGAGUCCCUUUAUGUGCAGAGUUUUCCCUGCUAACGUGCCAAAUAAGCAGUACCAGCUGCUGUUCACCCAGGGCUCAGGAGAAAGCAAAGAGGAAAUCGUCAACUAUGAGUUUGACACGAAGGAUCUGAUAUGCCUGGUAAUCAGCAGUGUGGUAGGGGUCUGGUAUGUCCUCAAAAAGCAUUGGAUAGCCAAUAACCUGUUUGGUCUGGCUUUUGCCCUGAAUGGAGUUGAGUUGCUCCACCUCAAUAACGUCAGCACUGGAUGCAUCCUGCUGGGCGGUCUGUUCGUUUACGAUGUGUUCUGGGUUUUUGGCACCAAUGUUAUGGUGACAGUUGCCAAGUCCUUCGAAGCCCCAAUUAAGUUGGUUUUCCCACAAGACUUGCUGGAGAAAGGUUUGGAUGCCAGAAACUUUGCCAUGUUGGGACUGGGGGACAUUGUCAUUCCAGGAAUCUUCAUUGCUCUGCUCCUGCGCUUUGAUGUCAGUUUGAAGAAGAACACUCGAACUUACUUCUACACCAGUUUCCUGGCUUACAUCUUUGGCCUGGGUCUUACCAUAUUCGUUAUGCACACCUUUAAACACGCUCAGCCUGCUCUGCUGUACCUGGUCCCUGCUUGUGUUGGAUUUCCAGUGCUGCUGGCCCUGUUUAAAGGAGAUCUGACUGAGAUGUUCAGAUACGAAGAGUCUUUACCAGAGGAGGCGUCAUCGAAAGAGGAAGUAACAGAAUCUGAUAAAGACAAAUAAAAAUGCGGGUUGAGCCCUUAGUCAUGUCCUACAUUUGUUUGUCCUAGUGAUGUGGUCAUGUUCGGAGUCUGCUCAUGGCAGUCACAUGUUCUGUACUUUUGAACUUUAUUUUAAUGAUGUACAACAGCUUGCUCAGUGCCUGUGUAUUCUCCUUGUUCCUUUCAUUCAAUUCAUUGCCUUCAACUUUUGAAAAUUUGAUUGGUUAUUUGCUUUAAAAAUAUAUUUUUUUGUUAUCAUUAUAAUACAGUAUUUGAACAGUAGAAGUUAGGCUUUCUGAAUGUAAUGUGUCAGAUUGCUAUACAGAUUUAUUAAAAAUCUGAUGUCACAAGUCCGGUACCUACAGUAUUCCUGUGUAGCUGGUUUCUGUUAUUGUUUCACAAACUGAAUCUCUUAUGAGAUCCUAGAGUAAAACCAAGUAAUUGUCCAUCUUUUAUUACAUGAAGGGACAAAAUCAUUCUGGAUGAAAUAUUUUUACUUUAUGCAAGUGUAAACCAAAGUGGGACCAAAUAUCUCCCUAUAACGUGAUGGUAGUGUUUACAUGUGAAGUUUUUCUGUAUGUAGUUGAAGGGUUCUGAGUUUAGUUUUCUUUGCCAUAUCGUGUCCUGAUCAUAUUUGUUUGUACACCUCAUGCUUGGUAAGCAUAAUUUUACAGUCUCCUCUUGUAUAAUUUUUUUUUACUCAAUGUAAAAGUGUAAAAGUUUAAGCUUACGUGAGGAGCAUUUCUUUCUCAGUUUAACUUUUUAUUUGCAUUAAAAUGUGGUGUUUACCACUGUAGAAAAGCA
This is a messenger RNA of Sinocyclocheilus anshuiensis, 1984 nucleotides long. Its product is annotated as minor histocompatibility antigen H13-like. The transcript is spliced from 12 exons. NCBI's taxonomy places the organism in Eukaryota, Metazoa, Chordata, Actinopteri, Cypriniformes, Cyprinidae. Gene Ontology annotation, biological process: membrane protein proteolysis. Gene Ontology annotation, molecular function: aspartic endopeptidase activity, intramembrane cleaving. The record is from RefSeq and is a predicted model, not a curated record. Gene Ontology annotation, cellular component: lumenal side of endoplasmic reticulum membrane; cytoplasmic side of endoplasmic reticulum membrane; membrane. The coding region runs from base 171 to 1202 and encodes 343 amino acids.